Molecule: messenger RNA, 791 nt
Organism: Xyrichtys novacula (pearly razorfish)
Lineage: Eukaryota; Metazoa; Chordata; Actinopteri; Labriformes; Labridae
Source: the annotation of a GenBank genome assembly
AUGUUGGUGAAGGUGAGAUUUAGAGAAACGCAGAAGUAUGUCAAAGUGGCUGAGACUGAAGAUGGCUAUGAUGACUUCAAUACAUUUCUUCAGAAAGGUUAGCAAUACAACCAAGAAUGUUUGUGCAAACUCACUAAUUGCUGUAAUACUUGCUGAAUUUAUCUAGUAUUCAAAUGUCUUAUAUUAUGGAGUUGUGUUUAGGAUAGCUAAUGGUAAUACCCUGUGAAGAAAUCAAAAAGUACUGUUAUUAAGUUGACCAAAAAUGUUGAAAAAACAAGUUAAGCACAUUUCUGGUAAUGUUCUUAUUGUAUUUUUUUAACCAUUGCUUUAAAUCUAAUAUUUUUAUUAGUCAUUCAAAAGCUAGAUCUUCCACUUGAGACUGAGCUGCACUUGACAGAUGAAUCAGGGACAGAAGUCGAUGCAGAUUUGUUUGAGGAGCUUUUGCAAGCAGGGAACCUUACUGUUAGGGUGUCAACUGAGAAGUCAACAGGUGAGACUCAGACUUGUAAGGAGUGGAUUGUCAAUAAUGAGAAUUGUUGAGAACUAAUUAUUUUUUUCCUUUUGUGUAUACAUUUUUAAAUCUGUUUACAGUUGUGAUUCAAGAGGAUCUUUCAAACACUUUAACUACUUCUGCAAAAAAUGUGGACACUCAGGAUGAAGUUGGUGAGCCCUCAACUUCACAGGCAAUGAGAACAGACUCUCCAACAACUACCCAGCUCUCUGUUGACUAUAAUCUUGUGUUAAACGUGUGGUUCUGUUGUAGCACAGUUGCAAGCAUCUGGCGUUGCUGA